Messenger RNA from Bicyclus anynana (squinting bush brown), 932 nucleotides. RefSeq lists its product as uncharacterized. The coding region runs from base 145 to 753 and encodes 202 amino acids. The transcript has 4 exons. Lineage: Eukaryota; Metazoa; Arthropoda; Insecta; Lepidoptera; Nymphalidae. The record is from RefSeq and is a predicted model, not a curated record.
GUAAUCGGGCGAGGCGAACGGAAGAGGAAGAGCUAAAGAAGUUUUAAUUCUAUAGUGGUCUAAAGCACACUUUUUCUUCUUGGGCUUAGUAGUGAUCAUAGGUUUAAUAAAAUAAUUGGUCACUAGCUAGGAAAAUCUAUUGUUAUGUUACAGGUUCAAGCAUUAGUAGGCAUUAUAUUUUGCAGCUUAGCUUACAAACAUCAGGAGAGUAUUAAAUAUCAUAUAUCACUUUGGAUGAAAAACUUUAACCUCAUAUACGUACAUGGAUACUUAGAAACUAUUCAAACAGAUCCUGAAAAGUACUUAACCUAUUCAAUUAUUAUUUUUAUUAUUUAUAUUACUGUAUGCAUCCUGUAUAUUUAUGGAGCCUACGUUUGUAACAACGCUGCGAUGGUGGGAUUUAUAUCUGUAGAGCUGGUACGCCUAAUCACUCUCUCAAUACUGGUUACAAUUUGCCUGCUGGUCCUUAAACAGAACACCAUGGAUAUAGGACUCGUUAUUGGAGCCAGUGUAGUCGCUGGUUUUGUUCUUUUGGGCCUGUUCUAUUUGUGGGUCUGCGCAGCCAAUCUGCCAACACUCAUCAAUGAGAUAGAACGAGAGGAACAUAUAGCGAAGAUUGAGAAACUUCAACAGUUACUCCUCGAGAAUAAGAACCAGCGAUUCAAAUCAAACUUCUUACACUCGUCGUUUGAUGACCACGAUGACGAUGUAGACAGAAGACAUUUGUUCGUUAUAACAAGAAACUUCAAAUAAGUGAACGAAUAAAGUAAUUUAUUAUUAGUAAGGGGCUAAUAGAGCAUCAUUUGGGGUAAACUACCUAUCUACCCUCGGACUUACUUUCACUUUGACUUUUUGACAUAUGUUGUUCGUUGUUAAUGGAAAUAGACGAAUAUAAAUAAAACUCCGUUUUCUUUAAAUUAAAGUAAUGUAAA